GCCGCACGUCGGGCCGCGGGAGGGCAGAACAAGUGUGGUUGCACCGACACCGGUACAUAGGCGCGGGCCGGCGUGUCCUUGGGCUAGAGAGCGGGACGUCUGUCUUCGGAGUCCGAACGUUUGUAGUGUUGACCAGGCCAGAGCGAACUAAAAAUGGGUGAUGUUGAAAAAGGCAAGAAGAUUUUUGUUCAGAAGUGUGCCCAGUGCCACACUGUGGAAAAGGGAGGCAAGCAUAAGACUGGACCAAAUCUCCAUGGUCUGUUUGGGCGGAAGACGGGUCAGGCUGCUGGAUUCUCUUACACAGAUGCCAACAAGAACAAAGGCAUCACCUGGGGAGAGGACACCCUGAUGGAGUAUUUGGAGAAUCCCAAGAAGUACAUCCCUGGAACAAAGAUGAUCUUCGCGGGAAUCAAGAAGAAGGGAGAAAGGGCAGACCUAAUAGCUUAUCUUAAAAAGGCAACGAAUGAGUAAUUCCACUGCCUUAUUUAUUACAAAACAAAUGUCCCAUGGCUUUUAAUGUAUACCAUAAUUUAAUUCAUACUCCAAAUUCAGAUCAUGAAUGGAUAACAAUGUUUUUGUUGGACAGCCCUGACCUAAGUAAAACUGACUUGUCGUAAAAUGGAUAUGAUCUUUUUUAAAACAACAAUUCCAGUUGUAUCCAUGCGAUCACUGCUCUCCCUUUAUCAAGAUAAGAUUGGACUUAAUUAGUAAUGGUUUACUUUCCGUAAAUAUGGGGGUAUCGCCUCAAACCUAUUAAAUGGUUUUAUACUUAGAUUUAUAUAACUGGGAAUAUCUGUUUAAACACUGGGAAAAUUCUAUUACUGUCUCAGAAACAAGAAGACUCCCCCGUGUUUCCUUCUCUGUUCCCGUUACAGGCAGUGGCCAAACACCAGGAAGCAACUGUCUAUCCUUGACAGUGCUGUUUUAAUUAGAGUUCCCUACAUCCAGGAUGCUGCCUUUUACCACUGAAAGGCUUUUACUGUGGUUUAUGUGUGAUAUCAAAUAAAGAGUAUUUAACACUUGUUUGUAGUUGAUCUACAAGUUAAAAUGCUUUUAGGAACAAGCAAGUUAGGCCUUUUAAAUUCUCUAUUAUCUAAGACUAAGUUGUAAUUCAGAAUUGUCCUUAAAUACCCAUUCAGAAACACACAUAACUGGAAUUUCUGUUUAUGCGUGACUGGGAAUGGUGCUCUUUGCCAAUUUACGAGAUGGAAAGAUGAAAAUAAAGGAGAUAGUUUGUAAGUUGUCAAUAGUAAGAAGAUAAUUAAAAACAAUCACAGAUCAUGA
Molecule: messenger RNA, 1284 nt
Organism: Mastomys coucha (southern multimammate mouse)
Lineage: Eukaryota; Metazoa; Chordata; Mammalia; Rodentia; Muridae
Product: cytochrome c, somatic
Exons: 3
Coding region: 154-471 (105 amino acids)
Biological process (GO): mitochondrial electron transport, cytochrome c to oxygen; mitochondrial electron transport, ubiquinol to cytochrome c
Cellular component (GO): mitochondrial intermembrane space
Molecular function (GO): electron transfer activity; heme binding
Source: RefSeq, a predicted model, not a curated record